Molecule: messenger RNA, 1134 nt
Organism: Aspergillus nomiae NRRL 13137
Lineage: Eukaryota; Fungi; Ascomycota; Eurotiomycetes; Eurotiales; Aspergillaceae
Exons: 1
Coding region: 1-1134 (377 amino acids)
Source: RefSeq, a predicted model, not a curated record
AUGUGUCCGAUGAUGCUCAACAGCCUUUCCGAUGGCCCUGCCAUGAUCCUGUCCCCUCCCCAGGAACACGCCUUCCUUCAGUUCCCUCGCCACUCUAAGCUUGAUGUCGUCUCCCAAAACUCAGGCUCGUUUUUCUCGAGUGGCCCAAGCACCUCAUUUGGUGCAAAGCUCGCUGCAUCCGGGCCUGUCGGUGGAAAGCCAUCGCGCAAAAGAUCGCGUGACGAAGCGGCUUUUGAAGAAGCUAUGAAUGCCCCCAGCGUACCCUCCAUGCCCGCGCCGGCUCCUGCAAAGAAAGAGGAGCCCAUCUAUGGAGAAGGCAUGGUUCUUCUGAAUCCAAGAACCGGGCUGGCUAUCUCCGCAGAAACCCAGACAGGCACCUGGUACGAAGAAACGCUGGAGAGCAGUGCUGCUUCUGCACCGUCUGCCUCAUCGCAUUCUCAGGCGUUUCAAUCCAGUCAGUCGAAUAUCUCUGGCCGGAAGUCUCAACGCCUUGAUCCCUCCGCUCCCAGACUCGAUGAUAUCGCGCUCUCGUCAGUGCAGCGACUGCAGGACAGCGGCAAAGAUGACAACCGCCGCCUCUUCGACGCCACAAAUCGCUCGCCUGAUGAGCCGCUGGUUGACGACGCCACCCGCCUUCUUGGUAUCAGCUGGCAACGUAUUACAUUCGACGGCGAUGGCGACAUGGCAGCCGCAGUGCGCGGCUGGAAGAAAUACAUCGACAAACAAUAUUCUGCGUAUCUCCUAGACUCUCAAAUACUUAUGAAGAAUCGAGCUUUGAACGCUUACCUCGUGGCUGCACGACCUGUCACGCCUUUUGGACCAGCCAACUCCAGCGCUUUUUUCUUGUUCAAUGACGAUCUCACCCAGGCUCAGCUGGUGGCAUCCGCUUGGGAUACCUGCAUUCAAAACCUCCGAUCGAAUCCCAUUGUCUUCGAAGGGACUCAGAUCCUGAAUGCCGCACACCGAUCAGUCAAUAGUGCAUCCCUUCAAACGCAGAAUAUCCUCGGCGCAAACCCCGCGAACGCCGGCCUUCCUCUCUUACAAACCCUCUCGGCACAGCCCGUCAGCAAUGGCGUGAGCGUUGGGCUGAACGGCGGCGUAGGAAUGGGGACGGGCAUGGACAUCGACGCGUAA